Molecule: messenger RNA, 3738 nt
Organism: Juglans regia (Persian walnut)
Lineage: Eukaryota; Viridiplantae; Streptophyta; Magnoliopsida; Fagales; Juglandaceae
Product: TMV resistance protein N-like
Exons: 5
Coding region: 95-3553 (1152 amino acids)
Biological process (GO): defense response; signal transduction
Molecular function (GO): ADP binding; protein binding; ATP hydrolysis activity
Source: RefSeq, a predicted model, not a curated record
GGUGCAUAUACAUUGCACAAGAUCAGGUCAUGGGAGAGUAAGACCUAUUGUCGUUAACCAAAUCUGCAAACAUGGCUAUGUAAAUUUCCAAUCAAUGGCGUCUCUCACCACACAAACAUCCCCUUCUGCUUCUUCGCAUGAAUGGGAUGUUUUCCUCAGUUUCCAUGGCAGGGACACCCGCCAGAGAUUUACCGCUCAUCUGUAUAAAGCUUUGGAACAAAGAAGCCUUUCCACCUUUAUGGACGAUAAAGAACUGGAGAGGGGAAGAUAUAUAUCUCUAGAACUCUUGAAUGCAAUUGAAAACUCCAUGCAUGCGGUCGUCGUUCUCUCUCCAUGCUACGCUUUUUCGAGGUGGUGCUUAACUGAACUCGCCAAGAUUGUUGAAUGCAUGGAAAAGAAGGGGUUGAUACUUUUGCCAAUUUUCUAUCAAGUGGAUCCCUUUGACGUGAGAAAUCAGAAAGGUACUUUUGCAAAAGCUUUUGUUAAACAUGAAAACGAUCCCAGGAUUGUCGGAGAUGAUCUGCAAACAUGGAAAUCUGCUUUGAGCAAAGUGAGCAAUAUCUCCGGAUGGGAUUUACGCCAUAGCAGAGAUGAGUCAACAGUUAUUGAAGAGAUUGUAGGAGAGAUACUUGCUAAAUUAAAUUCUACAUUCUCGACUGUUUCCAAGAAGCUUGUUGGAAUAAACUCUCGCCUAGAGAAAUUGAUGAAUUUAUAUUUAAAUAAUAGGCGGGAUAAAGUUCGCUUUCUAGGUAUCUGGGGGAUGGGUGGUAUUGGGAAGACCACACUUGCACGUGCUGUUUAUGACAAAAUUUCUAGUCAAUUUCAAUCAGUUAGUAGCUUUAUUGCCGAUGUUAGAGAAAGAAGUGGAGGAAAUGGCGGUCUAGUUGAUUUACAAAAACAACUUCUUUCCGAUCUCUUCAAGGAUAUGAGUAGCGACGUAAAGGAUGUCGACAGAGGAAAAAACAAAAUUAGACAGAGACUACGUCAUAGAAGGGUUCUUGUUGUUGUGGAUGAUGUGGAUCAAACCCAACAAUUAGAAGCAUUAGCAAUUGAGCGCAAUUGGUUUGGUGGAGGGAGUGUAAUCAUUAUAACAACAAGAGAUAAGCAUCUGUUGAUAGAACGUGGAUUGGCUGAAGAUGAAAUAUAUAGGGCUAAAGGAUUGGAUGAUGAUGAAGCUCUCCAAUUCUUUAGUUGGAAAGCCUUCAAGAAAGACCUCCCUCUAGAAGGUUUUGUGGAGCAUUCCAAGCAGAUUAUACAUUAUGCUAAAGGCCAUCCUUUAGCUCUUGAAGUACUGGGUUCAUUCUUGUUUCAGAGAAGUGUAGAUUUUUGGGAAUCUGCUGUGAGUAGAUCACUAAAAGAAAACCCUGAUAGAAAAAUCAUGGACACACUUAAAAUAAGUUUUGAUGGACUGACGGAAAAAGAGCAAAACAUUUUUCUAGAUAUUGCAUGUUUCUACAAUGGGAAGGAUAUUUAUCGUGUGAAGAGUAUAUUAGAAAGUUGUGAUUACCACCCAAACAUCGGCAUAGAAGUUCUAAUCAGUAAGUGUCUUAUAACCAUGUCGGGGAGGAAAUUGUGGAUGCAUGAUCUACUCCAACAUAUGGGUCGGGAAAUUGUUCGACGUGAAUCUCCUGAAGAUCCUGGCCGACGAAGUCGGUUGUGGCAUGAUGUGGAUAUCCUGCGAGUGCUGAAGAGUAACAGUGGAACAAAAAGAAUUCAAGGCAUAGUCCUAAACUCUCCUCCUCCACAAGAAGAACUAAACUUGAAAUCUGGCAUCUUCUUGGAGAUGAAGAACUUAAGAUUGCUCAAGAUCAUAGGUAACAUGCACCUUUCUCAAGGCCUUAGUUAUCUUUCUACAGAGUUGCGGGUUAUGGAGUGGCAUGGAUAUCCAUUAAAAUCUUUGCCAAUGGGUUUCCCACCUGAUAAACUCGUUGAACUCAAUAUGCGUUGCAGCCACAUUCAGCAACUGUGGCAGGGAACUAAGAGUUUAUACAAGCUAGAGCACGUUGACCUUAGUGACUCUCAGUACUUGGUAGAGACCCCAGACUUCACUAAUGCCCCAAAUCUUAAGCGGCUGAUUCUUCAUGGUUGUACAAAAUUGCGUAAUCUCCACUCAUCGGUUGGAGCCCUAAAAUGCCUUAUUCUUCUGAAUUUGAAAGGUUGCACAUCUCUUACUAGCCUUCCCUGUAACAUUAGCUGGGAUUCCCUAGAAAUUUUGAUUCUUUCUGGCUGUACGAGACUAUGGAAGUUUCCAGAAAUGGUGGGAAAUAUGAAUAGUUUGAGGCAACUUGAUUUGGAUGGGAUUGCAUUAGAAGAACUUCCAUCAUCAAUUGGGCAUUUAACUGGCCUUACUUAUUUGAGUUUGAGAGGCUGCAAAAGACUCUUGAGUCUUCCGAGUGCUAUUUGUGGUUUGGCAUCUCUUAAAACUCUCGCUCUCUCUGGUUGUUCACAAGUUGAGGAAAUGCCCAUGGGACUAGGGAAUUUUGAACAUCUGGAGGAGCUCGAUUUAAGUGAAACCGCUAUAAGGCAAUUUCCAUCCUCCAUUACAUGUCUACAAAAUCUUAGAUUGCUGUCCUUCCAAGGAUGUUCAGGUCUGCCACCUAAGUCGUUUCUCAAACGAUUAGUAAGUUGGUUUUGGGGGAACCCCGACAUUGGUUUUGUGUUGCGUACUUCGUUGUCAAGUGCUUUAUGCAGCUUGAUGAAAUUAGAUUUGAGUAAUUGCCAUUUAAAAGAUGGAGCAAUUCCCUGUGACCUAAGUGAAUUAUCAUCACUGCUAGCUUUAAAUCUAAGUGGAAAUGAUUUCACGCUCUUACCUGAAAGCAUCUCUCAACUUUCGAAGCUUGUUAUUAUUUCCUUGAGACGCUGUAGCCAGCUUCAAUCAUUGCCAGAACUUCCGUCAAGAACAGCAUACGUUGAUGCUCUAGAUUGUAUCUCAUUGGAAACACGUUCUAAUAAACUUCAUGCAUGGGUAUUCGAUGAAACUAGAUUAGCUACUCUAAACUGGUUCCGUAAGCCACGUCAAUUGAAAGAUGGACAACGCGACCUAUUGAAAGAAAGAACCAUUAAGGCACACAUCGAUGUUGCAGCCAGAGGGGCAGGAAUUCCAAUGUGGUUCCAGAAUCAGAGUAAGGAUUCCUCGAUUACAAUCGGGUUGCAUCCUGAUUUGGAUGAUAGUAGAAAGUGGUUCGGAUAUGCUCUAUAUUUUGUCUUUGAAAUCAAUGACCUUGAAAGUUGGGAGUCAACACAUUUUACGAGGUUUGAUUCUGAGGAGCUUGUGUUUCAUUUUGUUACCGAUGAAGGUCCUCUCAAAGCCCUCCUAAAGUUCAAUACACUCCAGAAAUUCUUCAGUACUAUUGAUACACUAGCUGCACAUUUUAUAUAUGUAGAGCGCAUCUGGUUUGACAAAAAGUUAAAGCAUGUGGAUAAAUGGAAUUACAUUGAGGUUUCAAUUACGAUUGGCAAUCCAUUCAUGAAGGUGGAAAAGUGUGGGGCUCAACUAGUACACGAGCAAAAUGUCCAAGAGUUUAUCGAUACAGUUGUAUUGCAUCCUCAUUGAAUUUUACGAAUACAAAUUCAAUUAGGAGUUUGGCUAGUAGAAUUCAUAAAUAAUUUACAUUGAAUUAUACAAUUUCAAAAGGAUAUGACUUUAGCUACAGUAAUUUAUGAUUGGUGGUUAUGAUAUUUGUUGAUCACUGUAAUUAGACCAAAUUGAUUAAAACAUAUUUUCAGAUACUUGCUAUA